UCUGCAUAAAAAUGUUGGUUCACGCGAAAACUCAAUUCGACAAUUUGUUUAACUAGGUAGAACACAAUAGAACCACCUUCUAGACUUCGAAGCGCGAUAACUUCUGUUCGGCAUUACCCUGCUUGUUUGUUGUGUCAUGGCUGUGUCAGUUGUUGGUUUCGAUAUUGGCUCUUUGACUUCCUACAUUGGUGUCGCUAGAGGUGGCGGAGUCGAAGUGAUUACAAACGAGUAUAGUGAGAGGGCUACACCGUAAGUCUUCUGUGUUGUUGAUCUUUUCAGAACAUGUGUUGCUUUUUCCGGGGAAUUAGUCCUUGUGGGAACAGCUGCCAAGUUACAACAAGUUAUGAAUAUCCAGAAUACUUUUACAAGCUUUACUCGGCUGCUCGGAAAGUGUCUGUCAGACUCCUCAGUUGUGAACGAAAGAAAGUUCAUAACCCAUCAAGUUGAAUCAACUCGUGAUGGUCGCAUCACACUUUCGGUAAGUCUUUUCAUUUAGCUGUUUCAUUUUGCCGAGGCUUUUCUGAAAGGCCAAAAAACUCCUUUUGCCCCUGAGCAAAUUUUGGCAAUUCAAAUGAAUAAACUUAAGGAAAUUGCAGAGACUACUAUUGGUUCUAAAGUGGUCGAUGUUGUUGUCAAUGUUCCGACUUACUACACAGAUGCCGAACGAAGAUCUGUAUUAGAUGCCACAAAAGUGGCAGGAUUAAACUGUGUGAAGCUAGUGAAUGACAUAACUGCAAGUAAGUUCUGCUUGGAUUCCUAAUCUCGUAAGUUGGUACCGCGUACGGGUUUUACCACACCGACUUACCACCAGCUGAUCAACAGCCGAAAAUAGUUGCAUUUGUCAGUGUUGGUUAUAGUACUACGCAAGUUGGUAUUUGCAGUUUCAACACAGGCAAGAUGAAAGUCCUUGCAACUACGUGUGAUGCUUUUCUUGGUGGUCGGGAUUUUGACGAAAGGCUUUUCAACAAAUUCGCUAGUGAAUUUCAGCAACAGUACAAACUAAAGGGUUCACUAUCAUCAAAAGCGACUAUAAGGUUGCUUCAGGAAUGUGAAAAGCUCAAGAAGUCAAUGAGUGCUAAUUCCUCGGAGUUACCAAUCAACGUCGAGUCCCUAGCAGAAGAUCGAGAUUUAGCGAAUAAGAUGAAGCGGACUGAUUUCGAAGAAUUGUGCUCGGAUCUCUUGCAGCGAUUUCAAAUGUUGAUUACAAAAUGUCUUGAUGUGGCUAAGUUGAAGACGGAAGAUGUACACUCAGUGGAACUUAUUGGUGGUAGUUCACGUAUACCGAUGAUAAAGAACGUUGUCGCAUCUGUCUUCAAACAAGAAGGCAAGACUAGCUUAAAUGCCGAUGAAGCUGUCGCUCGUGGAUGUGCAUUCCAGGCAGCUAUCUGCUCCCCAGCUUUCAAGGUGAAAGACUUCACUGUCAUUGAACAAUGUUUGUAUCCUAUUAUAAUACAAUUUGAUCAAGAGGAAGGUAGCGAACAGUGCAUGCAAACUGAAGAAAUUGAUGGUACAUUAACGACACAAGGCAAAAAUAUGUGCAUCGAAGUUUUUCCUUUUCUCCAUCCUAUUCCUUCUUCACGUCAGAUUGUCCUUUUACGACAUGGUGCUUUUACUUUGGAAGCUCGGUACGCGAAUAAAGAUAGCUUACCAAACCAAAAUAUUGUCAUUGGGACUUUCAGAAUAGGAGACACUUCUCAAGUAUUCACAGAGCCUCGUAAAAUCAAGCUUAAAAUGCGUAUGAAUACCCAUGGUAUUUUCAAUAUUUCACAAGCACAAUUAAUAGAAGAGUAUGAAAAGGAAGUUGAAGUUAGUGUUUCUGAGGACAAUCCUGUAGUUGAUGGACCUCCAAACUCCAAAGAGGAAGUAACCACAGCUAGCAAUGGAGAUACUGAGAGUCAGAAUCCUCCGGUAGAUUCCAACCAAACAAACAUGCAAGAUUCUACUUCACCAAAAAAGAAGACAGUAAUGAAAAAGAAGAAAUUCACCAAGUAUCAUGAUUUGAGCAUUGAAGUUAGUAAUAUGCAGUUCACUACAAAACAACUCAAUGAGUUUUGUGAAAUUGGGGCUAAUCUCAUUCAACAGGACAAACUGGAACGAGAACGAGUCAAUUCCAAAAAUGCAGUUGAGGAGUAUGUUUAUGAAAUGCGCUCUAAACUUCAAGGACCAUUAAAUCCGUUCGCUUCACCUGCUGAGUCAGAAUCACUACUUCAGUUAUUAGAUAUGACAGAAGAGUGGUUGUAUGGUGACGGUGAGAGUUUAAAACGUCACGUUUAUGUGGAAAAGCUCGCCGAGUUAAGGAGCAAGGGAGAUCCAAUCGUCCAUCGAGCGAACGAACAUCUUAAUCGUCCUUUAGCCGUUGACAACUUCAAUCGAUCACUUGUGCGUAUAAGGAAAGUGCUAGACAGUAUUGCAGCUGGAGAACCAACUUAUGACCACUUAACACAGGCGCAGGUUAAUCAGCUGGAAGAUAUGAUAGUACAGUAUGAGACAUGGUUGAACCAGCAAAUGAUGCAACAAAAUCCUAGACCACAAACUUCAGAUCCUGUAGUUAAAGUUACAGAUAUCGUAUCUCAACAGCAAGCCAUGGAAUCAGUGUGUCAUCCAAUUAUCAAUACUCCAAAGCCUCCAACGGCGUCUCAUACAAAUAAUACUCCAGACCUUAACUCUCAAAAUUCUGGACAGUCCAACGAUGUGAAUAAUCCAAACACAAAUUCUAACCCCGGAACAAAUCAUUCCAAAAAGGGUGCUGAUGAUGAACAAAAUAUGGACUUAGAUUGAUGGGAGAUAUGACUUAUUUCUUUGAAAUCUUAUAAUGUUUCAUUCAGCAUUUUGUCCAAUUCUUCAUUGUUUGACUUUUGUUAUGACUUUCUAAGUGGGUUCUGUAUUAUAAAGCGUUACAGAGCGGCUUCUCACUCCUCAUCGGUAUGAAUAUGAAUGGUAGGACAAAAAGUCUAGAGAAUUUUCUAAACUUUCACUUUAAUGCAAUGCCCCGAAGAGUUUUUGAACGUUCCCCGCUUGAAGUCUCCUGGUGGUCUCAGUGUUCUCUUUUAGCCAGAGCACUUCAUUCGGAACAAUUGUCUAGAUGUAUCUCAUUUCCGCCCUCUGAUGUGUUGGAUAUAUACGUUUGGUCACUACUAGUUUAUUGGUGAAGUAGUUCUGCCACUAACUUCCGUCUUUAUGUCGUUCGAGUACUUAGUUCGCUAUUUCGUAAAGUUCUCUGGGUUGUAUGGCCGUUUACUACGAAUAUUCAAACUUACUAGUGGGGAAUUAUAUUUGAAUUAAUCUCAGCAAUUUAAAUAAUCCGAACGUUUCGUCCAGCAAACCCUGAAGAAGUCUGCUGGAUGAGUUCUUGGGGUUGUUUAAAUUUCAAUCGGUGAGAUUAUUUCAAAUAUAAUUUUUACAAGUAAUGUCUUCUCUACACUUGGCGCCCAAUUUUCGCCGAAAUAUUCUUCCUAAUACUAACGAAUACUCGUAUAGAAUGUUCAAACUGUUGCUGUUGAGUCCUCGGUCGACUACCUGUAGGAGAAAUUCCUCUUUGGAUUUUACUAUGUUUUGUGAAAGCGAGACUGGGCAACGUCCACUCAUCUUAUGGGGCUUCUAAGUAUAUGUUCUGAAUACAAUUAAUAUUAAGUAAAAUGCCUUCAUUUGAUUGGAUGUAAAUUUAAUAAGUAGAGUUACGUCAUUGCACUUAAGCGGCCCAUGGCGACUAAUGGCCAUUGAACGACUGAUAGUACGUUUACGUCAGUUUCUGACAAUAGAAACAUUUAAAAUCCAAUCUAGACCUAGACAUGAUAUCACAGUAGUGGAUGUAUCUUGUCAAUUAACAGGUGAAAGCCUCGAUCGUAAGUUGAGCAUGCAGCUUCUACUACUGUCAAGUCAUGUGUAUACGCAUAGUACCACGGUAACACCAACCUAGUGUAAUGGGAUAUCCUGAGUGAUAUAGUCAGUGUUUGGUUACAGCGACUGAAUUAAAUUCGACGUCAGCUACCAUGCCUUUAUUCAAACUAACCCUACUCUACGAAUCCCCGGUUCUGUUCAUUUAGUCAGUUUGACGAUUUAAACUUUACUACCAAAUAAUGAACAGAGGCUCGGCAACAAUUAAAAAAAAUCAAAUUUCCGUGUGUUUUAACGCUGGCUGGUCAUUCAUGUAUAAAGUUGGGUUAUAUUUUGUUUUAGACUGAUCUUGUUCGAUUUUAAGUGCGUUGGGACUGCAUCUCGCCUCAUUAGGUUAUAUGUCUCCAAAUCAGUCGUAGGUCAUAUUGUAUCUUUAGUUCACUGGUCCAGUAUAUUCUAGAUUUGGAAGGCGAUCCAGGUAGACGCUAAACACUUAGGAAUAAAGCAAGAAGAAAUAUCGCAGCAGAAUAACAUGGGUUCUCCAUCUACUUACAACCCGAAGCCGAAGUAUCACUCAGCUACAACGUAGGACCAGGCGCAUAUAUGCGUCGGUCUAAGUAGCCGUACCUCAUUAACACAAGAUGAACACUGGAUUCAUAAAAGUAGUUAAUUCAAAGGUGGUAAUAUAUAAAAGAAAGAUUGCAAUGAGGAUAUUGUACAGGAAGAAAGGUUUAGUACAUAGAAAGAAAAAUAUGAAGUGGUUUUGAUCUCUUAGUUUAGUAGAAGGCAGAGUGCAUACACCGACACCAUUGACACUCAGAGUCUCCAAUCAUUGGUUACGGUAGUCACGCGGACCCCAACUAAAUAGUCUGCAUCUACCAACAUGGCUCAGACUAGAAGUUAGUGACUUCAAGCACUGAUGCCACGUUUUGGUUUGGUCGCCCCUAACUUUCUCCCAACACCGGUUAGCAUUGCACGUCGCGGUAAUCGAUGUUCAGGCAUACGUAACACGUGGCCCAACCAUCUCAGUCGAUGAAGAUUCGCAACCUCAUCAAUCAGUAAGACGAAAUAACUCUACAUACUUGACGUCAGAAAUAUGAAAUGAACUGAGUUAAAGUGUGGAAACAGAAUAAAGCAAAGAGACCAUAAUACAGAAGAGCUAAAAUUGUUCCGACGUUCAUUUGCUCGAAAGUUCUGAUAUUGAAUUUAAAGUAUAUAAGCUUUGGCAAAGCUGUUGCAACAAAAUGGUUAAAGCCGAAUCCACGUGUCCAGAAGGGCAGUUAUAAAUCUUGUUUUAUCCUGGUGACCUAAUUUUUGUGAGAUUAUUACGCGAGGUUUUUUUCCAUGAACUGUAAUCAAAACUCUAGUAUCUUCACACUUCUGAGCUUUACUCAACUAGUCUGUAUUGUGUAGUCUACCUUCUGUUUCGAGAAGAGAAAUAUUUUUGUUUUCUUACUCUUCUAGAAUAUCCAUAUGUUUAACCUUUCAAUGAGCAAAUAAUUUUAUUCUGUAUCAUGGUCUCUUUGUUUUAUUCUAUCUCCACACUUUAACUCAUUUCAUUCAAUACGUUUCUAACGUCGUAUGUAAACUUGUUUCGUUUUACUGAAUAAUAUACUUUGGAUUUAAGUUG
Schistosoma curassoni is the source of this 5464-nucleotide messenger RNA. Lineage: Eukaryota; Metazoa; Platyhelminthes; Trematoda; Strigeidida; Schistosomatidae. The record is from the annotation of a GenBank genome assembly.